Molecule: messenger RNA, 3083 nt
Organism: Onthophagus taurus
Lineage: Eukaryota; Metazoa; Arthropoda; Insecta; Coleoptera; Scarabaeidae
Cellular component (GO): nucleus
Molecular function (GO): zinc ion binding
Source: RefSeq, a predicted model, not a curated record
CGGUCACGUGGUGCGAGAAUCGAGCGAGGUCAGCCGAUUGGUGCACGGCUUCAGUAACAAACAAAAUAGUCUCGUGAGUGGCAACGUUCGUAAUGGCUGACAUGUAUUGUCGCUUGUGUUUAAGCCGGGAAAAUGUCCUGGACGUUUUCAGCAAGGAGUUAAUUAAUUCAGAGCAGUUGCGGACGUACAUUUGGUUAUGUUCGGGGGUCAACAUUUUGGCCACCGAUAAAAUAACAAAAUAUAUAUGCAACAGUUGCUGCCAAAUUUCGAUAAAAAUCUUCCAAUUUAGAAAGAACGCUAUGGCCAACGAUAUAGCGUUAAAGAACUUAUUGCAUCAAUCACAUAAUAAGGCUAGCGAAGAUCCUAAACAUUCUACCAUAUUGACCGUAAACGACUUUUUAGUAAAGAAACCGAACAUUAAAAUUCAGUUGGGAUGUAGCGAUGCGGUAACAUCGGUACGAACUCCCGAAGAACACAAGCAAUAUGUAAUUCAUCCAUCAAUUUUCAAAUUGAUGAAGCUGCAUCCAAAAACUAUUCUUCCAUCUAAACUAAUAUCGACGAACUGUGAUCCUAAAGUCCAUAUUUCGAACUUGAACAUUGCUAAAUCAGAUUUAAAAAAUAUACCUUUACAAAACGAUAUCAUUAAUACUGUUGAUAAAAGCAGUAGCGAAAAUCUAGUUGGAAAUAAUAAAAUAGUAGAAAAGGAAAUUCCGCAAAUAACAAAACAAAUCGUAAACAACACAAAUAUUCAAGAAAAAAUUCGGAGUUCGGGGAUUUGGUAUCCGGAACUUGUUAAAGCUAUGCUAUCAAGUGGAAGCAUUAAAAGAAAUCUGACAGAGGAACCUCACUGUAGUAAGAAAAUCAAACUGAUUACAGAUAUAGCAACACCUUCAACCUCCAAUAUAGCUAAUAAUGAAAGUAAUGUUAGUGAUGUCAGUAGAUCUAGUGAACACAUACCUCAUGAAUCAAACAGUAAAUGUGAUACUACUAUCCCAAAUGUGAUAGCUUGCCAUGAUAACGUCGCGACUAAUACAACAUUGCAAGUACCUCAAGAACAACAAUUAGAUAACAGUUUGACAGAAAACUCUCUAAUUAGUGAUGAAAACUUAAUUAAUUCUUCACAUAACAAUGAUAAAUCACCAUCGGUUACUGAAGAUGAGACGAACGAUUCAGAUGAAGAUUACGUUCCUGAUUAUUUUGAAUACAGUUUAUUAGAAACUGUUGAAGAACAGGCGACUUACGCGUGUAACACUUGCAACAAGAUGUUCGACAAAAAACGUAAUCUUAAGUGUCAUAGACAACGUAUGCAUAAGACAUGUAUAGUUUGUAAGAAAAUAUUUAGAUCACAAAUCUCUCUUACUUCUCAUAUGAGGGCUAGAUGUCACAGAACAAUAAUAAGAAAUCAACCGAUAUUAUGCUUGAAGAGGUGUGAUGAUAUGGUUGAAAAUGUAUUAAAUGUAACAUCAGACAGCGCCUUUGACGUAUUUUAUAUAUCCGAUGAAGAUGAACAGCGAAUAACUAAUCAAGAUCCACAACUAAUGACUGCGGCCGAGCACAAACAUAUAUGUGCAUUAUACCAAAAAUAUCACAACGCCGUUCCUUCUUUCUAUAAAACAACAGGAUGUCAGGAAGAUAUUGAUUUGUAUACAGUAAGAAUGGGAAAAGGCCAAGCUACAUUGUCAAACAUGUAUCUAGUACUUAAACAUUAUCGUAUUUCCGUUAAUUUAACGUCCGGAGAUUCUAUGAAAGUAGAAAUAAACAGUGCAUCGGAGGAAUCGGUUCCAACCCCUGGAAUAAGUGAUUGGACGGGCUACCCCAUCAACAGAACGUCGUGCGAAAUUGUAUCUACCAAAACAGUUGAUGGACGACAAAUUGUUCCUAAGCCAUCCUUACUAACAAAUCAGAAUGUCAAAACGAAUCAAAUGUUAAAGGAAACGCUGGAUAUACAGGCGAGAUCAACAAUUACUCCAAAUACUUCACCAAUCAUAUUGAAUACAUUAAAUACAUAUCAGCAAUUACAGCGACCAACAACUUUAUCGGAUAAUCAUUUUCAAAUACAGAUAACAAACUCAAAUAUAACCCCUGUGUUACAUACCGCAAACAACCAAAUAAGGCCAAGAUCAAGCCAAAUUACAGAUAUAAGUUCAAAUCAACAUCCGCAGUUAGUUACUCCCAUCGUAACUCACACCAACAUACCACAAACGCAUACUUUAACAGCAAACCUGAAUCCUUCAAUAAUGCCAGUUCAGCAAAUUCCUUUAAUAUUUCCUCAAACAUUAAUACGAACUCGUGAUGGUUACAUAUUAUCGACAAAUCCUUCGUUUACAACGUCAAAUGUACAAACUGUCCCUUCCAAUCGGAAUCCUACCGUAUUAAGCACUAUUAGUCAUACUAUACCAAACCAAACUAUAACCUUUACUUCAGCAAAUCAGGCAAUAUUUAGACCUUCAAAGCGUAAUGAUUUGCCUAAUCAAAAUGUGACUGUUAUGCCCAAUUCCGUAUCAGCACAACCUCCCCGUUUUACUGUUAUGCGAUCAUCCGUUCCAAAUACUCCAGCUAAGUCACCUGUACAAAAGAAAAGUAGUUCUAAAAACAUUACAGAUCAAAACUUAGCAAGUCCAGUUAAUAAUCAUGCGAAUAUAAAACCUGCAAGUCUUAGUAAUGCUAGCUCUAAGCAUGUCGAACCAAUACCUACCAUUCCUGAAGGAAAAUCAAGCUAUUUAAGGGUUAAAGCACCGUGGGAACUGAAAUAAUAAAUCUAUGUUUUGAAGACUUAGCGCUUAAGACAGUCAAUGUUAAGUUAGAUAUAUUAAGCUUUAAAUUGUGUAUCUUUAGUAUUGUAAAUACAACAGAUUUGUCAUUUCCAAAAUGGGAAGUUUUGGACUGUUCACUAACUUAGUGUAAGAUAAAGUUAGUUAUAAGCAAUUCUGUUAAUGAUAAUUAUUUUGUUACUCCUUUGGUUAAAUAAAAUUAAUAAGAUCUACAGUCCUUUUUAGACGUUAUGAUGAUUGACAUGAUUUGAUGGAAAUCCUGGUAAAUAGUGAGUUGGUAAAGUGAUACUAAUAAAACAGUGUUUUUUAAUU